AUGGAAUUUUGGUUAGGAAACUUUUAUACGACCGAAACAACAACACCACUUACGAAAUCAUCGUUUACACUAGACGAUUUGCGUGGGCUUGACGAAUUAUCAAUUCGCGUUAUCGUCCACGGAUUUGGAUCAGCAUGUCCUCAUGUUUGGAUCUACGAAAUGAAAACAGCCCUAAUGGCUGUUGAAGACUGCAUUGUAAUAUGUGUUGACUGGGCUAGCGGCUCAACAUUUCCGAAUUACGUUAAAGCAGCUGCAAAUACUCGACUUGUGGGCAAGCAAGUUGCCAUGCUUAUAAAUAACCUUAAGGAGUAUAAUGGCUUGGACCUGGCCAAGACUCAUUUAAUUGGAUUCAGCUUAGGUGCUCAUGUCUCUGGAUUUGCUGGAGCUGAGUUGCCUGGACUGAGUCGUAUAACUGGAUUGGAUCCAGCUGGACCGCUUUUUGAAGCUCAACAUCCAAAAGUGAGGUUGGAUAGCACUGAUGCAACCUUUGUCGAUGUCAUUCAUUCAAAUGGAGAGAAUCUGAUACUAGGUGGACUUGGAUCUUGGCAGCCUAUGGGUGAUGUAGACUUUUAUCCGAAUGGAGGAAGAGUCCAAAACGGGUGCUCAAACUUAUUUGUUGGAGCUGUGACCGAUUUUAUUUGGUCUCAAAAUGUGGAAGAUGAAGAAGGUCGUUCGCUUUGUAAUCAUCGAAGAGCUUACAAGUUUUUUAUUGAUUCUGUAGCACCAAGAUGUCAAUUUCCAGCAUUUCCAUGUAACAGCUAUGACAAUUUUCUAAGUGGAAAUUGCUUCCCUUGUUCGAAAUACGAAACGAAUGCUACAAGUAAUGGGGCAAAAUGUGGCAAUAUGGGUUACUAUGCCGAUCGAUCUACUGGACGUGGACAAUUAUACUUGGUUACUCGUGAAGAAGAGCCAUUUUGUGCCCACCAAUUUCAGAUUCAAAUUUUCAACUCAUUUAACGACCUGCCUUUGAGAACAAUUGGCCGCAUAGAAGCUACUUUGGAGGGUGAGGGGGGUCUUAACGAGACUUUCCGUAUAUCAGAAAAAGAAGAUACCGAAUUUUUCGCAGGAGAUAUUGUUUCGAAAAUAAUAGUUCCUCAUCCGGCUUUAGGCUUUCCAACAAGUCUCAGUCUUCAAUACAAGUCGUACAGUGGUUGGUUAUCCAAAGGAUUACCACAUUGGGAUAUUGACAAAAUCGUUUUGACUGAUAGUUUUGGAAGAAGUCAUUCCUAUUGCAAGCCUCAAGUUAAAUUGACUUCAGGAACUCCAGUUCACUUUAAACUUGUUCCGGGAAAUUGUAAAAUUCCCAACGAAGAAGAUUACGGCACAUAUAUAACCGAAGAUACAACAGAAAAGGUUUCAACUGAAGGACCUCAUGAUGGUGAUGCUGUGGAAGCAAUUAAGAGAAGGAAAGAUGAGGUAAUUCUCAAGGCUCUAACAGAAAUAAAUAGAACCGAAAAACUUAACGAAACAACAGAAGGUCCAUGGCAUUCAAUAUUUGAAGGAAAUUCCUUAGAUAAAGAAGCUACAGAAACAAGUCGAAGUUUGUCAGAAAUUUUCGAGCCAAUAUUGAAGGAUCCACGAUCAGUUGUAAGUAGUGGCAGGAAAAUGCAAUCGGAUGAUGUUCCAGAUGAAAUUGUUGAACCACUUCUUCGGUCAACUACACCACGUCAACGGAUUAAGACAUCAACUGAUGGUUCUAGAUCGCAUAAGGACCUGGUUGUAAAUACCCCGGAAACCUUGACUGUACAACUUUUACCUUUCAAACUAAGUGAAUUGCUUGAACGCGCAGAAAGAUAUGCAAGGGAAACACUUCUUCCACUUAUAUCGAUUCAGGCACCAAAAUUCUUUAAUCUGGGCUUUAAAGAAGAGGAAGGAAGAGACGAACGUAAGCCAAGAUAUAUUCCUCGAAUUGAAGAAGAGAAAUUCCGUCGUGAACUAAACACAACCCACGCAGUAAGAAAACAAAGUAGUCAAGUUUAUAAUCUAGUACCUGCUGAAACAGAAACUCAUCGAAACAUUUUUGACUUUAUGCGUCCAAUGCAGAACAAAGAAUCAACGCAAUCUUCCAAUGAGGUAUCAUAUUAUGCCAAUGACUUGACAGAAUCAAGGGCUUUGAAGCCCCUCGAUGAAGUUCGUGAGCUUGUGCAUAUAGAUCUUCCAACAUAUAGACCUACAGUGAGAAAAACUUCCGAUCGAAGAAGAAGCUUGCAAAGAAACUAGUAUUUUUGAUAUACUAUUAUG
Messenger RNA from Episyrphus balteatus (marmalade hoverfly), 2241 nucleotides. RefSeq lists its product as uncharacterized. Gene Ontology annotation, molecular function: lipase activity. The record is from RefSeq and is a predicted model, not a curated record. The coding region runs from base 1 to 2220 and encodes 739 amino acids. Lineage: Eukaryota; Metazoa; Arthropoda; Insecta; Diptera; Syrphidae. Gene Ontology annotation, biological process: lipid metabolic process. The transcript has 4 exons.